AUGCUGAAGCGUAUGGGUGAAUCGAGGGAUAUAGCUCUGCGGCGCUUCUACAGCACGGAACGCAGGUUGGCGAAGGAUAACAACUUACGUCAACAGUACGUGGCUUUCAUGGAGGAGUAUCAACAAUUAGAACACAUGAAGGAUGUUCAGGAAAUUACUGGCAUCGAUAUCAAAAGGUGUUACCUACCACACCAUCCUGUGGUGAAGGAAUCGUCUACGACAACCAAGGUGCGAGUCGUAUUCGAUGCGUCCUGUAAAACAUCGACCGGAAUAUCAUUGAAUGAUGCCCUCUACGCAGGACCGGUGAUUCAGGAGGAUUUGCGAGCGAUUAUCAUUCGUGGACGAACUAGACAGAUCAUGGUUGUUGCUGAUGUGGAGAAAAUGUUCCGGCAAAUUUGGUCUUGCCUUACGGAUCUUCGAUUCUUAAGUAUAUUCUGGCGUGCUUCACCCAUGGAUGAGAUCAAAACCUACGAACUAUGUACGGUCACCUACGGAACUAAACCGGCACCAUUUCUAGCUACUAGAACCUUGAAACAACUAGCAAUCGAUGAAGGUCACCGAUUUCCUUUAGCGGCCGUUGCUGUGGCAGAGGAUACAUACAUGGAUGAUGUAAUAACAGGGGCAGAUGACAUUGAAAGGGCGUCGAGGCUAAGAGCGGAACUGCAGGGAAUGAUGGAGGCAGGAGGUUUUCAUCUACGGAAAUGGGCAUCGAAUUGUUCGAAGGUUUUGGAAGGAAUUCCACAGGAAAACUUAGCCAUUCCCAAAACUAAGGAAAUUAACUUGGACUUGAAUUCCUCGGUGACCACCUUAGGUUUGGUUUGGAUUCCCGGAACGGAUAAGUUGAAAUUUAAGUUCCAAAUCCCCAAGCUGGUUCCUACUGAACAACUCACGAAACGAAGGAUUCUCUCGAUUAUCGCUACACUGUUUGACCCAACCGGGCUGAUUGGAGCUGUUAUCGUUGAAGCCAAAAAUUUUAUGCAACGCUUGUGGAUGAUGCAAGGUGAAAACGGUGAAAAACUAGAUUGGGAUGAUCCGGUUCCUUCGAAG
Molecule: messenger RNA, 1047 nt
Organism: Ochlerotatus camptorhynchus
Lineage: Eukaryota; Metazoa; Arthropoda; Insecta; Diptera; Culicidae
Exons: 1
Source: RefSeq, a predicted model, not a curated record